CUGCCGGUCACGGCCGGUUAGUGUAACGAUGACUACCUCGUGACAAACCGCUGAUCGAUGACGAAACGAAUUUAUCAGAUAUCGCCUACUUAUGUCAUGUGAUUUUGUUGUGUGUCGCUCUGCAGGGGAUACACAUAAUACGAAAAAAACGUUCUGACGUACGAUGGAUAUGUCAGACUACCGGUUUUCUUUUCUUAUAGGAUACUUGAAUUGUUUGAUUCUUUGCACCAGUUCGACGAUCAUUGAUGAGAACACAACAGAGAUCGAUAUCGCGCCUAGAAUCUUAUCGCGGCCUAAGAGGUACUUGAUUUUUCCACAGGGUAGUAACUUUCAGUUAGUGUAUUGUCUGACUAUCGGAGCGUACGGCCGAGAUGGUGAUUUGGUGCUGGGACUGACAGCUGCCUUAGCCUGGGAACUUCCGAAUAAGGUCGACUCAAAGAUAUCGAAUUUGCUUCACCGUAGAAGCCGUAGCGUCGUAUAUCCGAAAAUGGAGGCUUUUCUACAAUCCACCGGCCUUGACGGUAGAUCCUGCGUGAUGAGAGCACUCUGCGAAGCGAGCCAACGAGAUCCCUCUCAAGUAGGUACAGGCUCCUUCGUUCAAGAACUUCUUCAUGCAAUUUUCACAUUACCUAUAGACGGCGGCAGAUUCGAACGUUCGGAAGACCGCGCUUACGAUCACGCUUACGAAACGAGCGGAAACUGCAAGAUGCUAUAUCCCAAGUGUCCGUAUUCCAUUUAUGACAUGGAAUUUUGAAAUUAUAUUGACUUUGCGACCGAUUUUGCUUCGGAAACCGUGCCACAAACUGUAGUUUGCAUACACAUUGGCCGACAUGACGAUCGCACAUCUGAUGGUGACCGACUUGUCGUCGAAACCUUGGUGAAGUUUUUCUGGCGACUGGACAAUUUUUCCUGACAUUUGCCCUGGCUACGUGUGUGUUAUUCCGAAUAUCGGUCUUCGAUUACUGAUAAAACGCGUGGACCUAUCGCAUAGUUGGUUUUAUUGUCAUUUCAAACUUUUCAAAUAUCGCCGAGACUAGAGAGCAAUUUUACCGUUUGUUUUUUUUCUUUUUUUUUUUCUUCAAAACGUCAUUUUCGAGAGAGAAGAUAUAUUUGCAUUAAAAUAGAGAUGAGUUUACGCAACCCGUUAAUCGAGUAAAAUCUAAUUACGUAAUGUUAAAUAUUCAUACAUUAUAUUUUAAUUCAACAUAUACUAAUUAAGUAUAUGUUAAUAUCAUUAUCUUGCCACGAGCCGCCCUACAUUGGUUGCUAUAUGUAUUAACAUGUAGCAUAUAAUAUAUGUGCAUAUAAAGCUAAUAAUUUAAUGAAUGGGUGACAAUCCGUUUGCGCGUCUUCUUUUUUUAAAUUUCUGAUAAUAUUUUAUCGCGAACGUUGUAUUUGCUUGAUCAAUCGAAUAUGUGAAUAUUUCGAGAUUUACACAAUUUUUAACGAUAAUAUAGCAUUUUCGCAUUUUUUAUGAGCGUGUGUGUUGAUGGAUCACGACGACAAACGAUUAUUCAACAUCAAUGACUAUUGCGGGGUUAAAUUCAGAAAGUUUCACGCGAGACUCUCGCGCUAUGAAUAUUCUAUAUCGGUCAUUACAUUACUUCCGCAACGUGUAAUUCAUUUUGGCACGGUUUCGAAUAAUUUCACGACGUUUUGCAUUAAUAAAACGGUCGCUCGGCUCUCGUCGAUUUAUGGUUCAUUUCUGUAGAGUGCUCCGAUGGAACGCUCCGAAUCUCGCGGUUAAUUUUCCUUUUUUUUCUUUUUCCUUUUUUAAUACGAAUAAAAUAUGCCAAAUACAUCUCCAUGUUAUUAUAACAAACGUCUAAUCGAUAUUCAAUCGCAGAAGCUGCUCGGCAAACAUCUUUGCAUUUAAAUAUGUCAGUAUUUAAUCUGUCGCGAGCGACAGAAGAGCCAGUCGCGAAUAUAAAUAAUAUCACAUUUGUUUGAUAAUUCUUUUUAUUGUACAUAGUAAUUGCACGCUCAUUUAUUAACAACAAAAUUUUAUCCGCGAUGUAAUACAUAUUUUAAGCAACUGAAAAAUUAUUGUUAUCGUCAUAAAAAUUGCAGGCUGGAUAUUUUCCGCUUCGAUGUAAAAUUUCGUUCUUCUACUCGGUAUUCCGACAUUAUUAUUAUUAUUACAUUCACGCGCGUAUUCCGCUUUUGUUGCGUCGCGCUAAAUAUAAUUUUGCGAUGCAUGUAAUAUUUGGCUUAAAUUAGAUUACUGGCACGAGUCUGAUUCGAUAAUAUGUACCGUGCGCCCGGUUUAGUCGUGUCCUAGUUAUUUUAACCGGAAAUUUAUUCCAAUGAUAAUCAAAUUAUUGCAGGAUCGUUUACCGCGCAACUUAAAAACGCAGGAGGAUCGCUGAUAUAAUUUUGUGUCCGAAAUCCAUAAUAUAUAUGUAAUCUGCGGAAAUAUGAAAUAAUUGUUAUGUGAGUAAAUUGUACGAGGUUAUUCUGACGAAUUAACGACUUUCUGAAGUAAUAAAUUAUUGUAUUUAUAAA
This is a messenger RNA of Cataglyphis hispanica, 2505 nucleotides long. RefSeq lists its product as uncharacterized. The coding region runs from base 164 to 754 and encodes 196 amino acids. NCBI's taxonomy places the organism in Eukaryota, Metazoa, Arthropoda, Insecta, Hymenoptera, Formicidae. The transcript has 5 exons. The record is from RefSeq and is a predicted model, not a curated record.